Molecule: messenger RNA, 3129 nt
Organism: Heterocephalus glaber (naked mole-rat)
Lineage: Eukaryota; Metazoa; Chordata; Mammalia; Rodentia; Bathyergidae
Biological process (GO): regulation of transcription by RNA polymerase II
Cellular component (GO): nucleus
Molecular function (GO): RNA polymerase II transcription regulatory region sequence-specific DNA binding; DNA-binding transcription factor activity, RNA polymerase II-specific
Source: RefSeq, a predicted model, not a curated record
CGCUACUAAGAGCGCGUGACGUCACCAUGCGCUUCCGCCGCCGCCGGCUCCCAGUCUCCGGUUGCCCUUUAACUCCCUCCGGUGGCGGCUCUUAGUCUCCUUCGCCCGGGCCAAACCUGUGAGGAGGUCUCAAGAGCCAGGAAAUGGACUCUGUAGCCUUUGAGGAUGUGUCUGUGGACUUCACCCAGGAGGAGUGGGCUCUGCUGGAUCCUUUGCAGAAGAAGCUAUACAGAGAUGUGAUGUGGGAAACCUUCAGGAACCUGGCCUAUAUAGGGAGCAAAUGGGAGGACCAGCAAAUUAAAGAUCAGUACAAAAAACAAGGAAGAAAUCUAAGAAGUUAUUUGAUACAAAGACUCUGUGAAAGUAAAGAAGAUGGUCAGUAUGGAGAAACCUUGAGCCGGAUUUCAGAUCCCACUAGGACCAAGAAAACCACUGGAGUAAAACCAUAUAAAUGUAGUGUUUGUGGAAAGGGCUUCAUGCUUCAUUCAUCCCUUACUAGGCACAUUAAAUCUCACCCUGGACAUGAACUUGAUGGGUUUCGAUAUGGAGAGAAGCCAUAUAAAUGCAAGGAAUGUGGGAACACCUUCAGUUAUCUCAAAUCCUUCCAAAGACAUGAAAGGAAUCACACUGGAGAGAACCCCUAUAAAUGUAAACAGUGUGGGAAAACCUUCAUAUAUCACCAGCCCUUUCAAACACAUGAACUCAUGCACAUUGGAGAGAAACCCUACCAAUGUAAGCAUUGUGGGAAAGCUCUCAGUUCUCCCAGUUCUCUUCGAAUUCAUGAAAGGAUUCACACUGGAGAGAAGCCCUAUGAGUGUAAGAAAUGUGGGAAAGCCUUCAGCUGUCCCAGUUCUAUUCAAAUCCAUGAAAGAACCCACACUGGAGAGAAACCCUAUACAUGUAAGGAAUGUGGGAAAGCCUUCAUUUCCCGAACAAGUGUUCAGACACACAUGAUAACACACAAUGGAAAUAGACCUUAUAAAUGUAAGGAAUGUGGGAAGGCAUUCAUUCGUCCCAGUUUUUUACGCGUACAUGAACGAAUUCACACUGGAGAAAAACCCUACAAAUGUAAACAAUGUGGUAAAGCCUUCAGAUGCUCUACUUCCAUUCAGAUUCACGAAAGAACUCACACUGGAGAGAAACCAUAUAAAUGUAAGGAAUGUGGAAAAGCCUUCAGCGCUCGCCCUGCCUUCCGAGUACAUACGAGAGUGCAUACUGGAGAGAAACCCUAUAAAUGCAAAGAAUGUGGGAAAGCCUUCAGUCGCCUCAGUUAUUGUCGGGUACAUGAAAGGACUCACACUGGAGAAAAACCUUAUGGAUGUAAAAAGUGCAGGAAAACCUUCAACUAUCCUCUAGAUUUGCAAAUACAUGAAAGAAAUCACACUGGAGAAAAACCUUAUGAAUGUAAGGAAUGUGCAAAAGCCUUCAUUUCUCUUGAAAACUUUCGAAGACACAUGAUAACACACACUGGAGAUGGACCUUAUAAAUGCAGGGAAUGUGGGAAGCCAUUCAUUUUCCUCAGUGCAUUGCGAACACAUGAAAGAACUCAUACUGGAGAGAAACCUUAUGCAUGUAAACAGUGUGGGAAAGCAUUCAGUUGUUCUAGUUAUGUUCAGAUACAUGAAAGGACUCACACUGGAGAGAAACCCUAUGAAUGUAAGGAAUGUGGAAAGGCUUUUAUAUACCCCACAAGCUUUCAAGGACACAUGCGAAUGCACACAGGAGAAAAACCUUAUAAGUGUAAACAGUGUGGGAGAGCCUUUAGUCUUCGCAGUUCCUUUCAAAGACACGAGAGAACUCAUAGCAGUCAGAAACAUUUUGAAUGUAAGCAAUGUGGAAAAGGCUUUACUUUGUUCUCAUCCUUAAAUAGACAUGUGAGAUUGCACAGUAGAUAGAAAUCCAGUGAGAUGAUGGGGGAACAUUUUCAGUUUCAACAAAUGGUUUUCAGGCAUGACUUCCCACUGUGGAAAAAUCCUAUAAAUAUAAGUAAUGUAGGGCUCUAGGUCCAAAGUAAUUCAUGUAUGUCUUAGUUGCUUUUUCAUUGCUAGAACAAAACAACACCUCCACAAAUUAAAAGGAGGAACAGCUUAUUUUAGCUCACAAUUUGUAGAGGUUUCAGUUGGCUCCAAGGCAGGGCAUUGUGGGUGUAAGCCUGUUGAUUGGUACCACCCACAAUCAGGGUGGAGCCUCCCUCCAGUAAAUACAGCCAUACCUAGAACAAUGCUAAUCCAAUUUUUUUAUUUUUUUGGUACCCGGGAUCAAACUCGGGUCCUUGUGCUUGUAAGGCAGGCAGUGAAACCACUGAGCUAAAUACCCAGCCUGUAUGCUAAUACGGUUUAACUAUGCUGAUAUUCCCUUAAUCGAUAUUCACACACCCUAGAUCCAGCCAUCUCUGAAAAGCCUCACCUAUAUGUUGGCCUAGAAAAUUCAAAAUGUGAAAGAAAUGCUAUAAAACUCAAAUAUUUAUAUUACUAGUUCUUUGGGGUUUGGUUGGUUGGUUGGUUUUUUGGUUGUUGUUGUUUUGAGGUUUUAGGGAAUGAACCUAGGGCUGUGUAUUGUGUGCUCUACCAUUGAGCUACACCCCCAGCUCAGUGGUGGACUGUGUACCCAGCAUGUACAAGGCUCUAGAUUUGAUCUCCACAGCAAAAGAAAACCAGCCAGAAGUGGUGGCACAUGCCUGUAAUCUCAGCACUUGGGAGGCUAAGGCAGGAGGAUUGCUGCAGCUUGAAAGGCGGGUUGAAGUACAUUGUGGAUUCAAGGCUAACCUGAACUACAAAAUGAGACCAUGUCUCAACAAAAAAGAACGAGCAUUGCAUAGGAGUUCACUUUCCUACUGUGUUACUGACUGCCCUCCCCCACUCCUUCCAUGUGAAGAUAAUUGCUUCCUCUUGUCAGGCAGUUAUGGAUUCUCGUUACUGCUGAAUGCACUCCCUCAGAACAUUUCCAUGUAUGCUCAUUUGUGAUUGAAAACAAUGUGUAUUUUUCUUGUGAAGCAAAAUCUGUAAAUAUUUCGUAGAAAUAUUGUACUGUUUUCAAGCAACUUGUACAUUAACAAAUAUUACUGUCUUUCCCGUUUCCUGAGAGGUUAUAUUAAAAUAUGCCAUUGCAUGUAUGAAUAUUCAAACCAAC